AUGCAGUUGGGACUCGCAGCUCGCGGCCAGUUCUACGAUUUCAGUAGCACCGACCGCCACGCACAGCUGAAAGUGUCCCCGAACGGAACAGCGAGACUUCCAUUGGUUGACUCUCUACUCCAGGUACCCACUCACACUCAGGCGACAGCCUUUACCGACACUUUGAAGACUGUGGCGAGCAUGAGUGUCGCCCAAUCAAAGGCGACUGUCAAGUCGUGCAAGACGCAAAUUGUGAAUGCGGACGACCAAGAUCACAAGGCUGCCCUCAGAUUACACUUGGGAACCCAGCAAGAGCUCAUCGAAAUCGCCGAGUACCACCUCGAUGCUAAGCUGAAGGCGUCGCAGGCCGACACUGCUGCAAAAGCGGCCGCUCGAGACGGCGAGGACAGGCGUGCAAAGGCUGCUAAAGCUUCGCUCCUGGCCUCAGAGGUCCGACUCGGACGCACGGCUCAGAGCGCGAGCGGGAAUGCUGUCGCAUGA
Messenger RNA from Fulvia fulva, 480 nucleotides. RefSeq lists its product as uncharacterized. The coding region runs from base 1 to 480 and encodes 159 amino acids. The transcript has 2 exons. The record is from RefSeq and is a predicted model, not a curated record. NCBI's taxonomy places the organism in Eukaryota, Fungi, Ascomycota, Dothideomycetes, Mycosphaerellales, Mycosphaerellaceae.